AUGAAAUUCACUUGCGUUCUCGUUGUUUUGGCGCUCGUAGCCUUCCUGGCAUUAUUUGGUUCCGAAGCUAAACGAGCUAAAAAGGGAGAAGCGUUUAUGAUAAAACAAAUCUCUAACAAGCUCAAAACAGUUUGCCCCAACCAGAAGAAAAAUCUCAAACAAGUUUUGUCCAUUGUAAGUUCCGUUGACUUGACUCUUCGCUUCACUCAUAGCAGAAUCGGUGCAAUUGACUUGGCAACAAAACAACUGAGGAAAGGUAGGAUAAGGUUUGGAAAGCUUAUUAUCUACGACAACAAAUUUAUUGAAUUGAACGUCUCCUGAGGAAAUAGUUGUCCGAUGUGAUCAGAGGUUCUGCUUCAAGUGCUCAUGACCUAAUGUUCUGAAUUUCGUUAUGUUUCUAUUUUUAUCAGCGAACACAAAGAUUUUCCAGCGCUUGACCAAGUUAGACCGUAAACUGACCACCAUUACAAAGAUGAUGAGAAAGGCGAUUAACGGAGGUGAGAGUUUCUGCUUUUAUGUAAAAAUUUGUCGUAGUGCAUGAUUCACACUCAAGAGGCACCACAAAAAUUUCAAAUUUCAGUGUCCACAAGCUUCUUUCGGAAUGCAAACUAGUCGUAAAACAGCUUGUCCAAGAGAAUUGUAGAAGGAAUUGUUUUCCUUCUAGUUUCGAGAAACGAUUGCACUGCGAAAGAAAGAAAUGGUAAAAUUUCCGCACAGCCCCAUACUACACUAUGGAUUCGGUUCUUGGAUAGAGAAAACAACGACAAAAACAAUACAUUGCCAUUGGGAAAACAGAUUUGUUUUACAAUAGUAUGGGGCUGCGCGGAAUUUUUACCAAAGAUAUCAGUAAAUCAUUCUAUCUUGAAGAAGUGAAGGGACAUAUACAGCGGUAUAAAUUGCAACACACAUUUGGUGUUAAUUGUCUUGAGUUCAAGAACGCAGUGAAUUCGAUUUUAAAGACCUUGCGUUGCUGUUUAUUUUUCACCUUAGACAAACCUAAAUCAGUGACGAUCUGCGAAACCAAGAAAACUACCAUAACUUGCAAGAAAGGGAAGAAAAUGAACAUCCUGCAUGCAAAUUAUGGUCGACUCAACAAAAACAUGUGUGGCAAGUCUACAGUGACCAAUUGCCGUGCCUCCACGUCACUUGGCAUUGUGCAGAAAACGUGCAAAGGGAAAGUCAGUUGUGCACUGCAUGCGAGUAACAGCGUGUUUGGUGAUCCGUGCCAAGGAGUCAGAAAAUAUCUUACUGUGAAGUACAAGUGUGAAUGAGCACUAGGUCAGCUAAAAAAUUUUCCCGAUAUCGUUCUUUUAUUAGUUAAGUUCAUCUAGUAAAUUUGAUUGGGUUUUGGAAGAUCAAUGUGCAAAAAACGUGUCAUCAAGGAUGUAACUACUGUAGCGUGAUAGCAUAACUUUUGUGACUGUGAUUACAAGUCAUCAUUGACCGGUCUGGCGCUGGUGUCACGCACUAGCAAUCGACUUCGGUGUCGAUGUAACUUUGUAAUCUGAACUAAAUUUUGUUCCUGCUCUUUCCUUUUUUCAGGUUCACCAGGCCAUCUCAGCCUCGCAGUUCACUCAGGGGAAACUGAAUGUACUGUAAUUCUACAUUGCUUGAUGCUCAGAUGAAUAAAAGGCA
Messenger RNA from Pocillopora meandrina, 1635 nucleotides. The record is from the annotation of a GenBank genome assembly. NCBI's taxonomy places the organism in Eukaryota, Metazoa, Cnidaria, Anthozoa, Scleractinia, Pocilloporidae.